Molecule: messenger RNA, 1116 nt
Organism: Corythoichthys intestinalis (scribbled pipefish)
Lineage: Eukaryota; Metazoa; Chordata; Actinopteri; Syngnathiformes; Syngnathidae
Product: KATNB1-like protein 1
Exons: 10
Coding region: 157-1074 (305 amino acids)
Cellular component (GO): nucleolus
Molecular function (GO): microtubule binding
Source: RefSeq, a predicted model, not a curated record
GAUUGAUCGAUCAUACCUGUGGAGCUCAGAACAGCAGGGAGCAAUUGCACGUCAAUCUCUCCCACUGAGGAAGCCACGAUAAGAAAACAAAGUGUCAAAGCAUUUUUAUUGAUGUUUCCCCCUCUUCAGGGGUCAAGCAGCAGCCGAUGAUAACUGAUGCGGAUUGUCUCACUUUCACACAUCUGCCUCACAACGCACGUGUAUCACACGUGCUGCCGACGACACCAGUGGAGGAAACCUCUGACAUGUCUGCGACAAGGUAUAAUGAACUCCAAUUUGGAAGAUGUACACCAACAUUGUGAAGCGACCCUGGAGACUGAGUCUUCCCAGAAAAAAGCCAGUUAUUCUCAUGGGGGCAACAAGGCAAGUUUUGUGAAAAAUGAAGCACUCAACAAAAAGAGUCGCUCUGGAAAUACGCCAGGCAGAGUAAAGCGAGUCCUGUCGUUUAAGAGAAAGACUCAUCAUUUAGUGGUGGCUCGGAAAAAGCCCCAAAGUUCCGGAAGGACGCAUGAUGCAGCAAAGAAAGACCAUAAGAUGACAGCCACAAGGAAUAUUCAGCAGGAGAUGUUUGACGCGGACCCUCCGGUGUUGACGGCAAAUAGUAACCACGAUACCGGGAGAAGUGGAUCUCAAACAGAUGAAUAUUUGAAACUUGCUGAGCUCACGAGGGAUCACAGCACAAUAACUGAGGUGCUCCUGGGAAGAAACCUGAGACUGAAAGUGGCCUUAACACUGUGGAAGAGACAUUUUGGAGAGUUGAUAACAUAUUUUCAGAGAAUCCAAGAUACCAGUGUCUUCGUUGAUAUGCUCCCUCUCAUAAGCAAACGCAUGGAUGAUGACUCUUCCAACAUAACCAUCGGCUGUUGUGUGGACCUGUUCCCACUGGUUCACGAUAUCCUGAUCAGUCCUUAUGAAGCAUACGUCAGCGUCGGUUUAAUGUGGAUCAAUUCCGUUUUAAAUCGAUGGUGGGAACAGCUUAAAGCAAGUGGCUACACUGGAUCUGCCGAGUCUGGUUUGGAUAAAUGGGUGAGCCUGGGACCAAGUGCCGGUGAUCACCGUCAGCAGCCUACUUAAACUAGUCCUUGGUCUCACAUCAGCGCCAGAUCAACAACUCAA